UGUACGGUAUUGUCACAAACAAGAAACAUGGAAAAAAAGAAGUCGGCUCAGCCUACAACAUUAUUGUCAAUGAGUCACAGGCCAAACAGGAAUUCCCCGUAACUAAAAAGACUCAUCGGUAUCACCGACCCUGUGCUUCCUCAUAGAGGCCGCAGCAGCCCAAAAACUUCACUGCUUUACUGCAGCGGCAGAGGAUUGUAGUGGUUACUUGGCGAAGACAAAGACAAGAAGAGCGAGAAGAGACUGAGCGAAGACUUUUCUGUUUUGGCGCCCUUUCCUCGAACCCACUUUGCCAAAACCCCUCCAGAUUCCCCCCCGACCACACACUACUUUUCCCCCAAAUCCCCCCAUCUUCUUCGUCUUCGGUUCCCGACAACCAUACCCACCACUCCCCCUUCCCUUUUCCCCUGUUUAUUUUUCUCGCUUUCGCACAUAUAUGUGAAGUCUACUCAGAUAUUGGAAGCAAUUAUCACUCGGAGGAAAUGGCUACCGAGCAACAGUUAUCGGCCAUUAAGGGCUCAAAAGUGCUGAUGGUGGGUGCCGGUGGAAUAGGCUGUGAGCUUCUCAAAACUCUUGCUCUUUCUGAAUUUCAAGACAUCCAUAUUAUUGACAUGGACACCAUUGAAGUGAGUAACCUAAACAGACAAUUCUUAUUUCGGCAAUCACAUGUUGGGCAAUCUAAAGCCAAAGUUGCUCGUGAUGCUGUUUUAAAGUUUAGGCCUAAUAUUAGCAUUACCCCAUACCAUGCAAACGUUAAAGACCCUGAUUUCAAUGUGGAUUUCUUCAAGCGAUUCAGUGUUGUUCUGAAUGGGCUCGAUAAUUUGGAUGCUAGGCGACAUGUGAAUCGUCUUUGCCUGGCUGCUGGGGUUCCGUUGGUUGAGAGUGGGACUACUGGGUUCCUAGGGCAGGUAACUGUACAUGUGAAGGGUAGAACAGAAUGUUAUGAAUGCCAGCCUAAACCAGCUCCUAAGACUUAUCCUGUCUGUACUAUUACAAGUACUCCAUCAAAGUUUGUUCACUGUAUUGUAUGGGCAAAGGACUUACUUUUUGCAAAGCUUUUUGGGGACAAAAAUCAGGAAAAUGAUCUGAAUGUACGUUCUAGUGAUGCAUCUGGUUCAUCUGAACCUGCAGAAGAUGUGUUUGAACACAAAAAGGAUGAAGAUGUUGAGGAGUAUGGGAGGAGAAUUUAUGAUCAUGUUUUUGGUCAUAAUAUUGAAGUUGCUUUGUCUAAUGAAGAUACGUGGAAAAAACGGAACAAGCCGAGGCCUAUAUAUAUCAAGGAUGUAGCACUUGCUGAGGUGAUUCAACAAAAUGGAAAUUUAGAUAAAGUUCCGGUGUCUACUGAUCCAUUGUCAGUAUCUGCAAUGACAACUAUUGGUCUGAAAAAUCCCCAAGAUGUAUGGAGCCUGGCAGAAAAUUCAAGAGUCUUUCUUGAGGCAUUAAAACUGUUCUUCUUGAAAAGGGGAAAGGAGAUCGGAAACUUAAGUUUCGAUAAGGAUGAUCAGUUGGCUGUAGAAAUUGUUACUGCUGCUGCAAAUAUUCGUGCGUCUUCUUUUGGGAUACCUUUGCAUAGCCUUUUCGAAGCAAAAGGUAUUGCUGGGAAUAUUGUGCAUGCAGUUGCAACAACUAAUGCUGUUAUUGCUGGGUUGAUUGUGAUUGAGGCAAUUAAAGUGUUGCAAGAUGAUGUCAAGAAUUACAGGAUGACAUAUUGUCUUGAACAUCCUUCAAGAAAGAUGCUUCUCAUGCCAGUGGAGCCAUUUGAGCCCAACAAAUCAUGCUAUGUUUGUUCUGAGACACCUUUGACGCUCGAGAUUAAUACAAGUCGCUCAAAGUUGAGGGACUUUGUUGAAAAGAUUGUUAAGGCUAAGCUUGGCAUGAGUCAGCCAAUGAUCAUGCAUGGACACGCCCUUCUUUAUGAGGUUGGUGAUGGUCUUGAGGAAGAUAUGGCUACCACUUAUGCAGCAAACCUUGAGAAGGUGCUAGCACAACUCCCUUCACCUGUCACUGGUGGUACAGUAAUCAUGGUUGAGGACCUUCAACAAGAAUUGACAUGCACAAUCAAUAUCAAGCACAGAGAGGAGUUUGAUGGGGAAAAGGAACCUGAUGGAAUGAUUUUAUCUGGAUUGACCGAAGCACUUGUUCAGAAGAAUGACGAGGCAUCAAAAGAAAAUGGUGCAAGUACAUCUAAUGUGUCGCAAACUGUUUCUGUGGAGGCUGAAGAAGAUGAUGAACUACAAAUACUUCCAGCAGUUAGUGGUCUUGCCGGGAAGAAAAGAAAGUUGCCUGACAAUGCUAAUUCUUCCAAUUCAGAUCUUUCCGGUGUCAUUGAUGAGACUAAAAUCCCAAGAAAAGCAAUUGAUCGUGAAGAUAGUGAGGCUGUUGUUGUGCUUGAUGGGAACGGGGAAAGGAAGAAAAAGAGGGGGCAAUAGUCAUCUCCAAACUUGUUCCAGUGGCAUGUUUUUGCAUUACUUGAUAGUACCAUAUAGUGAACUGUAAUUCAUUUGGUGCUGUAACUCUAGAACUUCCAUUGUUAGUUUUAGAACGUCAAAUUUUGACCUGAGCUGCGCAAUACUGUGCAAUUGACUCUGUAAUCUUAAGCAUCGAGACAUCCAAAUUCUAACUUAACCUAUUGGGCUUUUUUCUGAAUGUUACAGAUACCAGAGUAAUUGUCUUCA
Messenger RNA from Coffea arabica (coffee), 2675 nucleotides. Its product is annotated as SUMO-activating enzyme subunit 2. Lineage: Eukaryota; Viridiplantae; Streptophyta; Magnoliopsida; Gentianales; Rubiaceae. Gene Ontology annotation, cellular component: cytoplasm; SUMO activating enzyme complex. The record is from RefSeq and is a predicted model, not a curated record. Gene Ontology annotation, biological process: protein sumoylation. Gene Ontology annotation, molecular function: SUMO activating enzyme activity.